Molecule: messenger RNA, 2181 nt
Organism: Cynara cardunculus var. scolymus (artichoke)
Lineage: Eukaryota; Viridiplantae; Streptophyta; Magnoliopsida; Asterales; Asteraceae
Product: mucin-17-like
Exons: 5
Coding region: 342-2024 (560 amino acids)
Biological process (GO): cortical microtubule organization
Cellular component (GO): cortical microtubule
Source: RefSeq, a predicted model, not a curated record
UUUCAAAGCUCAAAGCUUUGAUCAAACCAAACACUUCAUUAAUUUGUUUGAAGUUUUAACUAUUGUUGCUUGUGUUCUUGUUCAAAUGCGUGGAUUAGCUUUGAUUUUUUCAAAAUUUUUGAAUACCGAAGGUCGUUCCCGUUACCAAUUUAGAAGCAUUGCAGGUCGAUUGUCAGAUCUGGAGCUGUAAAUUUCUCGGUACGUACUUGUUUGUGUUAGUGUACACUGUGGAAUCGGAAAGUUAGGUUUUUGGCGCUGGAAAACUUUUAGGCGGGUGCUUGGUUGUUGUGAAAAAUUGUGUGUUAGUGGGGUUAUGCGUAAGGAUUAGAAAAUUUGUGGCGAUGAAUCGAAGUUUCCGGGCGCCGGAGAAGGAAAUGGCGGGGACGACUGCGGUGAGGCAACGACAACACCAAAUGAUUGGGAAUCUUAGGAACUCAUCAAUGAGAGAGAAAGAAGAGGAGCUAGGGUUAUUUUUGGAGAUGAGAAAACGAGAAAAAGAACGCCAUGAUCUUCUUCUUCAAAACGCAGAAGAGGAAUUUGAUUCAUCUCUUGGAUCAAGAACAGGAAGUUCUCCCAUAUUCAGUAUGCCUUCAGCACCCACUGUACGAAAGACCGGUGCUGAUGAAUUUCUCAACUCUGAAAAUGAUAAGAAUGAUUAUGAUUGGCUUUUAACCCCUCCUGGUACUCCUCUUUUUCCGUCACUGGAAAUGGAUUCACAGAAAACCGUCAUGAACCAGAAUGGAACCACUAAAGCUCAUCCGAAUGCACUAAAAUCUAGACUAUCAAAUAACCAAUCAGAGGCUACUGGUAGGAACAUGGUAUCGAGACAGCGAGCAUCAUCUCCUGGACCAAGUGUGGGACUCCGUAGACCAUCCUCUUCAGGUGGUCCAGGUUCAAGGCCUUCUACCCCAACCGGUAGGCCGGCGUCAAGCACAUCAUCCAGACCUAUAUCGAACCCAGUUUCCAAAAGCACCACGAUGUCAAAAUCAACUUCAACUACAACCUCUAGGCCUUCAAGAUCUUCAACACCCACUUCUCGUCCUAUCUUGUCUUCGUCUAAACCAACAGUCCCAGCUAGAUCUUCUACUCCUACAAGGUCUACUGCAAGAUCUUCGACUCCAACAAGCAGACCUUCUCUAUCUACAAGCAAACCUGCAUCUAGGGCAUCGACACCAACCCGCAGGCCAGCCACACUGUCCACCGUGACGAAAACAUCUGCACCUCCAGUUAAAAGUCCUACCUUUUCAACUUCAGCAUCAAAUACAACCAGAAACGCAGCUCAACCUUCUGCUGGUUCUCCCAGUGCAAGACCAAGACCAUGGAAACCUCAGGAGAUGCCUGGUUAUACCCUCGAUGCACCGCCAAAUUUACGAACCUCACUUACUGAUAGACCCAUUUUGUCCAUGAGGGGAAGGGCUGGAGCACCGAGUAGUCGUUCGUCAUCUAUCGAGCCUGUACCCAACGGAAGGGUAAGAAGGCAAUCCUGUUCACCUUCGAGAGGACGGCUUCCUAAUGGUGUAAGUCGUAAGAGCGGAACCUCUGUACCUGUUCCUUCAUUGAACCGUGCGUAUGCUAAAGCGAAUGACAACGUGAGCCCGGGAUCUUACGGGACGAAGAUGGUUGAAAGGGUGAUAAAUAUGCGCAAAUUGGUGCCACCAAUGCAAGAUGACAAACAAUCGCCACGUAGUAACUUAUCUGGGAAGUCGUCAUCACCUGAUAGCUCGGGUUUCGGUAGAUCACUCUCAAAGAAAUCUUUAGAUAUGGCAAUGAGGCAUAUGGAUAUAAGGCGCACAGUACCGAGUAAUUUGAGGCCAUUAAUGACGAAAAUUCCAGCGUCGUCCAUGUACAGUGUGAGACCUGGGCCCACACGAAACCGAAUGAUCAGUGUUUCGGAUUCCCCUCUAGCAACAAGCAGCAAUGCAAGCUCUGAAAUGAGUGUGAAUAACAAUCAGGAUGAAAACAUAGAGGAAGAAAGUAACAGCGAAAGGGGCGUUCGUUCGCCUGCUAGCAUCCGUGGCAGGUGAUGGUUUUAUCCGAUUUACUUAUCUGUAUGUGAAUGACUCCACCCUCGUAACAUAUGAAUGACAAAAACUGGUAUCAAUUUUAUUCCCCUGUUUCGAUUGGCUAACACAACUCUUAUCUAUCGUCCUGUAAUCUCUAAGAUGGAUACAUUUGAAGCUC